Molecule: messenger RNA, 1182 nt
Organism: Trichoplax adhaerens
Lineage: Eukaryota; Metazoa; Placozoa; Uniplacotomia; Trichoplacea; Trichoplacidae
Exons: 16
Coding region: 1-1182 (393 amino acids)
Biological process (GO): positive regulation of actin filament polymerization; actin crosslink formation; actin filament bundle assembly
Cellular component (GO): nucleoplasm; cytosol
Molecular function (GO): protein binding
Source: RefSeq, a predicted model, not a curated record
AUGGAUAUUCCGGAUACCUAUGAUAUUUAUAUUUUUUGGAAUGUUAAUGAGAAAGUCCAUCCUGCAUUACGUGAACUAUUGAUCGCUAGCCGUGGAUAUCAAAAAGCUCAGCAAGAAUUAGACAAAGCUCACAACGUUUUUGUUGACUGCUUGGCAAAGAUAGAGCGGAUGGCAAAAACUUCCAGUGGUCCUUCAAAAGAAAUCGGAGAUGCAAUUGGAGGGAUUGUGGAUUAUUAUAAAGAAUCUGAAAAAAGCAAACAGCAACUAUCUAAAGCAUUUUAUGGAGAAUAUAUACUGCCACUAGAAACAACUUUGGAAGCCCAAAUUCACAAUAUAACGAAAAUUAACAAAGUCUUCUCAUCAAACUUUAAAGCUAAAUGCGACGGUCUUGAUAAAGCACGUGGUGAAUUAAAAAAAGUAAAAAGAAAGAGUCAGGGCAAGAAAGGAAUCACCGGGAAAUAUGAAGAAAAGGUCAAUGAUUGUGAAGCCGAAUACAAUAAGAAGCAAAAUGAAUUAGAAGCUUACACAGUUCUUGAAUUUGAAAGGGCUUUAAACGAGGAAAGAAAACGAUAUUGUAUGGUUCUUGACUACACUUGUGAGGCAUUAAGUAGAGAGUCAACAAAUUAUGCUAAGAAUCACAACUUUUUGAAAGAUCGUAUUCCUGCUUGGCGAGCUUUAUUUCGAGAUGAAGCUUCCAUGGCUCAACAGAAACAAUCCAUAGAUUCUUUAGAUAGCAAUGACAUGUUGCUUAGGUCACAUUCAUUAGUGCAUGCUCUAACUCAACGAAAGGAAGUAACUGAUUUAGCACAAAAUAGCCAAACUCUUGUAGCUCUUUAUGAUCUAGACGCCGAUACCCAGGAUAAACUUGCAUUACAUGAAGGAGAUAAUAUCAAGACCUUAGGGCAACCAGCAAAUGGCUGGCAAUAUGGUACAAAUACUAACACAGGAAGGUCAGGAUGGUUUCCGCUGACUUAUACAGGAAGGGAAUCUCCCAGUAACCGAACUAAGCGAGGUGGCAGUCUUGCUGAGGUAGGCCAGACUAUUGACUAUGCUUCUCAUCGAAGGCAAAGUAGUAGUCGAAUUGAGCAAGUAGGGCCGGCAACAAUAUCUCCCAUUGGAACAACUCCAUUCCAAUACGACAUAUCUUCGCCAUCGACAUCACCAGUCAUUUAUACCAAUUGA